AUGUCAUCUCCCAAAGUUGCUAUUAUCGGAGCUGGUCUAUCAGGCCUUGCCCUCGCUCUGGCACUGCAUCAACAAGGCAUCGAAAGCACAGCUUACGAACAACAAAGUGCCCCUCUGGAUAUAGGAGGAGCCAUCAUGCUAUCUCCCAACUCUCUCCGCGCUCUAGAUCAGCUCGGUGUCUUUCAGCGCAUCCUUCCACGCAGCUACAAGUUCAACGAGCUAUACUUCCUAUCUCAAGACGACAAGCUCGUCGACGUCUUUGAGUUUGGCAACGAGGAGAAGUACGGGUACAUCGGUAUCCGUGUCUAUCGUUUCGAACUCAUCAACAUACUCCUUGACCUUAUUCGUGAGGCGGGUAUCAAGGUUGAAUAUGGAAGAAAGUUUGAUCGAAUUGUCAAUGAGACUGAAGAAAGUGUUACUUGGCGUUUCAUUGAUGGAUCAGAAGAAACAGCUGAUCUUCUCAUCGGUGCUGAUGGUAUUCACUCUCGUGUCCGAUCAUAUCUUAACCCUGAUCUCACGCCCAAAUUUACAAACAUGAUUGGCGUCACAGCUGCCGUUCCAACAAGUCAACUCAAACUUGAAGAUGGAGAAUACAACCUACCUGCUACUUUCAUGCACGACAAGCGCGGCGCUUUUGUCAUUGCGCCCCAGUUGGCUGAUGGCUCAGAAGUUCUCAUUGGCAAGCAAAAAGUAUUCGUCGGCGACGAUCCAGGCCGCGAUGCUUGGAAAGCUAUGAACUCGGACAAGACAUGGUGUGUUGACUUUCUCCGUGAAGGAAAGGAAGACUACCCUCCCAUCGUCUCCAACGCCACUUCUCACAUUUCACCCGAGAGGGUUAAUCUCUGGCCUUUCUAUCUUCUUCCCAAGCUCGACAAGUGGUCUUCAAGUGAUAAACACGGCCGCGUGGUUGUUCUCGGAGACGCAGCCCAUGCUCUUCCUCCCACUGCUGGACAAGGUGUGAACCAAGCUUUUGAGGAUGUUUAUACAUUUGCUGGUGUUCUGGGUCAAUCCAAGCAGAAUAGUGGCAAAGGAUUGAGUGAUACCCUGGAUCGUUGGCAGAAGGGAAGACAGGAGCGUGUUGAUAAGAUCAUUGAGUUGAACAAUGAGAUUAAUAAGAGAAGGAUGCCCAAGCUGGAUGGUGUCGAGGUGGAGACAAAGCCUUUUGAUGUAGAUUGGCUUUACUCGGUUGAUCUGGAUGAAGCUGUGAAGCAGUUUGUGGGAAACAACUGA
This is a messenger RNA of Fusarium poae, 1230 nucleotides long. RefSeq lists its product as uncharacterized. The record is from RefSeq and is a predicted model, not a curated record. Lineage: Eukaryota; Fungi; Ascomycota; Sordariomycetes; Hypocreales; Nectriaceae. The transcript has a single exon. Bases 1 to 1230 code for a protein of 409 amino acids. Gene Ontology annotation, molecular function: FAD binding; monooxygenase activity.